This is a messenger RNA of Colossoma macropomum (tambaqui), 2552 nucleotides long. Its product is annotated as thymic stromal cotransporter homolog. Gene Ontology annotation, biological process: transmembrane transport. The transcript is spliced from 4 exons. NCBI's taxonomy places the organism in Eukaryota, Metazoa, Chordata, Actinopteri, Characiformes, Serrasalmidae. The record is from RefSeq and is a predicted model, not a curated record. Gene Ontology annotation, molecular function: transmembrane transporter activity. Gene Ontology annotation, cellular component: membrane. Bases 638 to 1921 code for a protein of 427 amino acids.
AGGGAGGGGCGGUUAACUGGUGCUUUGCGCUGAAAAAUCUAACUUCAGAACAGGGUCUGCUAAGAAAGCACAGGAAGCACGAGCCCGUUCCACUGCACAGACAGACAGACAGACAGAGAGAGAGAGAAUAAGCAGACCUCUCUCUCUCCUCGGGUACAGUGAAUGUUUCUCUUUCUUUCUGCUCGCUGUACACAUUAAAAUGUGUCUCUAAGUUGUGACUGAAGAUCUCCAAUCUUCUCACAAGACUAUUAGCGUCACUGUUUACUUUCUGCUUGCGUGUAUCAUGAGUAAUCCAGAAGUUAUUUCACUGAGUAACUUCCCUAUCGCUGACAGAGGCUUGUCUGAUUUUAUCCUCGGCCAGUGUCUGAGAGCUGUACAGCGGCUAAAACGCGUAAAUAUCGGUCUACACGACUCAUUCGGGCGUUCGCGUCUGACUGACCGCUGUGUUCGUCCUAGUUAGGGACGGAGGAAGGCGCACGAUGCUCGUCGUGGGAGCGACUGAGUCCACAGACGUUGACCACAGUUGAGGAAGCGUUCAUAAAGUCGAGUGCCAUCACGCCUCAGGCACUCAGUGCUGCUCAGCGUUUGCCCAACGGUCUCUCUCUCUCCCUGUGUCUCUCUCUUUCUGUCACGCAACAUGGCUGUGGUGCGCUCCUUACGGCAAUACGUGGAGCCGGUGGUGUUUGGCGCUCAGAUGGCCUGCUCCUUCUUCGACACUGGUCUUCAGAUGGUGGUCAAGCAACGAAGCGAGAACGCCACGAGCCCUUCUGACCCGCACGAAGACCAGAACGCCAUCGCCAACUUCUACAUGAUUUUCAACAUGCUGACAGACUUCAUCCCAAUCCUUCCCGCCCUCAUUUUGGCGCGAAUUGGAGACAGGGGUUACCGGAAGGUCCCCAUCGUAGUCCCUCUGGUGGGAUACUCUUUGUCCAGGGCUCUUUUAUUACUCGUCAUCUGGCUGGAGUGGAGGAUUGAGGUGAUGUAUGUAGCACCGGUGAUCUACGGACUGUGUGGGGGCUUCUCGUCCUACUGGGCAGGCGUCAUCGCACUGGUGUCUGUUAGCACCAGCGAAGAACAGCGCUCGCUCCGCAUCAUGCGCAUAGAGCUUGUGUACGGCAUCGCCGGCUUUCUGGGCAGCCUGGCCUCAGGUCACCUGUUCCAGCUGUACACCGUAGGGAUGAAGCAAGGUGUUCUGCUGGCUAGCAUGAGCGUGGCGCUGUACGUCUUCUGCCUCCUGUAUGCCACAUGCGUCCUACAGGUGAGUCGGAUCACCUUGGAGCGGCGGGAAAGCACCAGCAGCGGCAUCAUCACCCACAACAGGCAAGACAGGACCAUCAUCGCGCUGCUCUUCAUUAGUGGGAUCUUGUACGACGUAGCCGUCGCAGGCGGCGUGCAGAUCUUGUCCGUUUACGUCCUGAAUGCGCCUCUGGAGUGGAGCGCCAGCGAGGUGGGCUAUGGGAACGCUGCAGGCUUCCUCAUCUUCAUCACCAGCUUCCUGGGCAUGAAGUUUUUCACCAGGUUUGCUGUGAGUGACACAAGCAUGAUAAUGAUAGGCAUGGUGUCAUUCAUGACCGGGAUCUACUUCAUGACCUUCGUCACCACCACUGCCAUGUACUUUUUAGCUCGUUCCGUCAUGUUGUUUGCGCUGAUCCCCAUGCCGACCAUUCGCUCCCUGCUGUCCAAGCAGGUUCAAGGAACAUCAUAUGGAAUGACCUUUAUAUGCCUCCAGGUCUCCUUCACACUGGCUAGUGUAGCUACAGCACCCAUCUAUACCAAAAUCUAUGAGUCCACACUGGACACCUAUCCUGGGUUUGUCUUCACCUUAUCCAGCAUCAUCACCUUCCUCUCCAUUUUACCUAUUAGUGUUGUAGGCUGCCGUGCUGCAAAGCAGGAGAACUAUGAGAGAAUUCAAGGGAACUAAUACUGUCAAACAACCAUCAGAAUGGAAGGCAGAAUGGGUGAACAUGAGUGCAUCUUGUUCUAUCACUAGCUCUGAAAACAUAUUCAUUCUGAACAGGUGCAGCUCUGCACUUUUCACAACACAUUUGUGUCUACUGGAAGUUUAGUAGCAUUGUUGCAUUAUUUUUUUACUCACCGAUUUCACUUUAAAGUAGAUUUUCUGUAUUUCUUAUUUGUGAGAAGUUUCUGACCUUCUCAGUUCUUAGUUGUUACAUGUUGUUAUAUCAUUGUCACUUUGUGAAUGUGACCACUGUAUAAGAGUUUACAUUGCCUUUAACCUUGUGGAAUUUAUGGAUUUUGAUUUCAUCAGGAGACUGACAUGUUAAUAAUGUCAUUAAUAAUAAUAAUAAUAUUAUUUGUAUGUUUUUUUAUCCUGCCUUCCGCCCACUGACCGCUGGGAUACGCUCCAGCAAAAGCACUGUACUUGAAACUUAUUCGAAAGGUUUUCAUAUGAUAUAAUGGACUGAAACAUCCACUGGACUACAGUAAAGAGACUCUUAAAAACAUACUAUCAAAAAGGCCUUAAUAUAUCCUUUUGUUUAAUUGGUUCAAUAUUUAAAAUCUGUUGAUUAAAGAUUGUGGCAUGAAAACAA